Rhinopithecus roxellana (golden snub-nosed monkey) is the source of this 2079-nucleotide messenger RNA. RefSeq names its product spermatogenesis associated 21 (gene SPATA21). Gene Ontology annotation, molecular function: calcium ion binding. NCBI's taxonomy places the organism in Eukaryota, Metazoa, Chordata, Mammalia, Primates, Cercopithecidae. The transcript has 13 exons. The coding region runs from base 1 to 2079 and encodes 692 amino acids. The record is from RefSeq and is a predicted model, not a curated record.
AUGGACAACAGAAACACCCAGAUGUACACAGAGGGUAGAAUCAAGGUUCCAGGGACCCAGCCAAGCCCUGGCCUGAGGAUCACCAUAAAGCGGGCUGGUGUUGAGCCCACCAUACCAGGAGUCAGCCAGGUCAUGUUUCCAGAUGCUUCGGAAGUGGGCAGCAGGAAGCAGCUCUCAUCAGCUGCAGGAGGGCCAGAGAAGGGGCCCAGACACAGAGACACAUUCAAGGAGGGGCCUUCAGAGCUCAGGACACAGGAGCAGAGACCUCCAGCAAGACCAGGGAAGAAGCAGUCCUCUUGGGUCCCCCAGGAAGGGUCCCAGGAGCUGACAGCAGGCCAGGAUCAGAGUGAGCUGGGGUUGCUGCCUUCCUGGGUUCCUGAAGGACCUGAAGGGCUGGGCUCCAGAAAGGAGAUCGAGGGCCAGCAGAGGAGGCAACGGAACCAGGGAACCGGGGAGGAUGAGCCUCCUGAGAGCUGCCAGGGCCCCGGAUAUCAAUCCACCCUCGGUCACCAGGCAGACAUGGUGCAGCCAGCAGAGCCUUGCUGCCCCUUGGCCGGCCGUGGCCAGCCUCUGGGAGACAAGCGCCCCAAGGAGGCAGAUGUGCCACACAUCAGGCCACAGGAGGCUCCGCCAGAGCCCAGCCCAGGGGUACAUGGGGACAGCUCUCAGGAAGCAAUGCCCCCAAUGUCCAUGGUGGCUCCAGAGGAAAAGAUAGCCAGCUCCUUCCUGCCAUCCACGCCUGGACCUACAAAAACAAAAGGAAGGGGUGAGGCUGUGGAGACCCAGCCAGCACCGGGGCCUCUUCCUCCACCAGAGGUGAGGGACAUUGGAGAGAGGCGGGAGCCGGACUGUGUGCAGCAGCAGCCUCAGAAGCCCGUGGUGGCUGCAGGGACACAGAACCUCGGGAAAUUCCAGCAGGGCUUCAUUAAGUGCUUGCUGGAGGUGGAGAAAGUGGAAGCCUCCCAUCGGAGAGCCUUGAAGGCCCGGUCCCUGACAGCCCAGAAGUCCCCCAGGACCCUGACCCCAGGGCCCACCUCAUCCCCAAGCCUGCCUCAGACCCCUGCCUCAGCCCCUGCCAGUGGCCCAUUGUGGGCCAGGCUGUCAGCUCCUGGGCCAGACCCUGCCCCCGUGGGAGCCCCGGUCCCCACCUCCAUGCCUUGCCCUGUCCUGCUGUGCCCUGCCCUGGACCUGGGCUGGAGAAGGAUGGAGCUCUUGCACCACAGCAGCGAGAGAACCCUGAGCUACGCCAAGGCACGGCAGGAGCCGGAAGAGCAGAGCCUCCAAAAGCUGCAUCAAAACCGGGAAAAGUCCGAGGAGCAACUGACCCUGAAGCAAGAGGAAGCCUUUCGCAGCUACUUUGAGAUCUUCAAUGGCCCUGGUGAGGUGGAUGCACAGAGCCUGAAGAACAUCCUGCUCCUAAUGGGCUUCUCUGUGACGCCGGCCCAGGUGGAGGACGCCCUGAUGAGUGCUGAUGUGAAUGGAGAUGGUCAUGUGGAUUUCAAAGACUUCUUGGCUGUGAUGACAGACACCAGGCGCUUCUUCUGCUCUGUGGAACAGAACGCCCUGACGGACAUGGCUCCCCACAACCCCCACACUCUACUCUUUGAGAUCCUGUCCCUGCUGGUAGAGAUGCUGGCCUUACCAGAGGCAGUCUUAGAGGAAAUCACAAACUACUAUCAGAAAAAGCUGAAGGCAGGCACCUGCAAGGCCCAGGAGAUGGAAGCGGCCAUAGGCCGGCUGCGGUUGCAGAAGAAGCUUCCCUAUAACCCCCAGCAAGAAGAGAGCUCAGAAGUCUCAGAACGAAAGGUCCUCAGUAUCCUCAGCCGGCUGAAGCAGCAGAACUAUGCUCCCAACCUGCAGAGCCCCUAUGCCCAGGUGCCCUGCAUCCCGCUCUGCCCGCGGAUGGACAAGAUGGUCCGCAGGAAGCCGACCAACCACUAUCUUCAAGACCAGUGCACACCCCCUGGCCUGGAUCCUGACAUCCGUAGCCCCUUCUUCCAGUCACGAGCUCGAGGAAACAGGGAACACAACUCUGACAGCAGAAAGUGGCCCAGCUCUGUGCCUUCUCAAACCCACUGA